AUGGAGGCGCUGGGGAACGUAAUGUACGCCCGUCACGGCGGCUUUGUGGAGGGCGCCGAAUUCUUCGAUUCCGGCUUCUUCGGCAUGUCCGCGGCAGAAGCCAAGACCAUCGAUCCGCAACAGAGGCUUGCUCUCGAGAUGUCUUACGCUGCAUGCCACCAUGCCGGCCGUGCAAAGCAAUCGCUAUUGGGCUCCGACACCGGCGUCUUCGUCGGACAGUGUAACAACGAUUGGGCCAAGUUUUCCAAGGAGCGAUCUGCGAAUCCCUACACUGGACCCGGUACACAUGCGUCCAUCUCAUCGAACCGAAUCUCCUACAGCCUCGGGCUCAGGGGUGCAAGCGCAUCUGUGGACACAGCCUGCUCAUCUUCCUUGGUUGCUCUAGACAUUGCCUGCCAAAAGCUGGGCUUGGGUAUGCUGGCAGCCCUGAUGACCGGCGUACAGCUGAACCUGAUAGCAGAGCCCUUCGUUGCAUUCUCAAAGGCGCGCAUGCUGUCCCCGGAUGGUCGCUGCAAGACCUUCGAUGCCUCGGCAAACGGCUAUGUCCGUGGCGAAGGCUGUGGCUCAGCUUUGCUGCAGAUCGCAGCCGCAGAAACUGCUGGGGCUUGGGACGGCCGAAGCUCGACGCUGACGGCUCCAAACGGCCCCGCACAGCAGGAUGCUAUCCGCAAGGCCUUGUCCAUCGCAGAGCUCUUGGGGUCACAGAUCAACCUGGUUGAGUGCCAUGGCACUGGCACUGCUCUUGGUGAUCCCAUCGAGACCGGGGCACUCAAGGCCGUGCUGGCACAGGGACGUUCGAUGCCCGUGCAGCUGGCGACCGUGAAAACCAACAUCGGACACUUGGAGGGAGCAGCUGGAGUGGCCGGUCUAGUGAAAAGUAUGCUGGCCUUGCAGCGUGGCACAGUUCCUCCAAAUGUUCAUUUCGCCAAGCUAAACCCCACAAUCGACCUCGAGGACUUUGCUGCUGAGAUCCCUACUGUUGCACAGCCUCUGCAGGGUGGCACCAAUGCCCAUGUGAUCUGCAAGCACACGAUCACCGACAGUGGUCCAAAGGCCGCGUCCAAGAAGCGCGUGGCAUUCCUCUUCACUGGCCAGGGCUCCCAGCGUGUCGGAAUGGGCAAAGAGCUCUACUCCUCCGAGGAGUCCUUCCGCUCUGCACUAGAUGUGUGUGCAGAGCUGCUGGAUCCGUUGCUUGAGAAGCCACUGCUCGACGUGCUAUUCAAGGCAGAGAACCGCGAUCUGCUCAACCUGACCAAGUACUCGCAGCCAGCCAUCUUCGCGGUAGAGUAUGCCCUCGCGGAGAUGUGGAAAGCUCUCGGAAUCGAACCCUGUGCCGUGCUUGGGCACAGCGUGGGCGAGUAUGCCGCUGCUGUCGUUGCCGGUGUCCUCGGGCUCGAGGACGCCGCACGCCUGGUGGCGGAGCGUGGCCGUCUGAUUGCGGAGCUUUGCGAGGGCAACAUUGGCGGCAUGACAGCUUGCCACUUGCCCUGUGAAGAUGUGCUCAAAGUCCUUUCUGGACUAUCUGAGAGCGAUCGCAAGCAGGUGUCAGUUGCCGCAGUGAAUGGACCGAAGAUGACGGUGGUCUCAGGACGCACGGACUUGGUAAAGCAAGUGGUUCAGAGCACGGGCGCUGGAAACAAGGAGCUCAACGUCUCUCAUGCGUUCCACUCCCCGCUGAUGGAGCCUAUGCUCGAGAGCUUCCGGACGGAGGUUUCCUCGGCAAAGCUCUCCGCUCCGAAAGUGCGUUUUCUCUCCACGGUGACGGGCAAAGCGGAGAGCGAUCUCUUCAGAGAUCCCGGCUACUGGGUCCGGCAUGUGUCGCAGGCAGUGAGGUUUGCCGACGGCAUGGCAGCUCUGGAGGCCCUUGGGGAGGCCGAAGCUUACCUGGAAGUGGGCCCCGAGCCCACCUUAGUAAAGAUGGGGAAGCGAUGUGCCUCUGGUCCAGCGGCCAGCAAAGAGUGGCCCUGGUUGCAUUCCAUCGAGCCCGAACAGGCUGAGGGCAGCACCGUGGCUUCGGCUCUCUCGCAACUGCAGGGGGCGCUGCCGGCCCUUCAGUACAAAAGACAGCCCUUCCCCUGGCGAGAUGCGGGCCCCCGGCUUCUGCGAAAGCGCAGCGAAGGGCAAAACGAGGUCCUCUUCGACUGCCCGGUCCGCGGUGACAUCUUCCAGGUGUCUGCCGAGCAUGUGGUCUACAAUGAGAUCGUCAUCCCGGGUGUGGUCUUUGUGGAGAUGGCCAUGGAGGCUGCCAGGGCACACCUUGGGCCAGAGGCCCAGCUGCGAGACAUACAGAUGGUCUGGCCCUUCGUGGUGCCCAAAGAUGGAGACACGGACAGCAAGCAAAUGAUGAUGCGCUUGGCCAUCAUUGGAAACAAGCGUUUUGAACUCCGAAGCCAGGGACCAGGUGAUGAUACUUGGACGGUUCACUGCGAAGGUCGGGUCGAAGCCACGGGAGGAGGGCCGAAGGCGGCAGCCACCAUCGAUCCUGAGCAGACGCUCUCAGCCUGCGCUGGGAGGUGCCCGGAGCAGGUGGAUCCUGCCAAGCUGUACCCGUUGGUGGACAGCACUGGCCUAUGGCUGGGACCGAAGUUCCAAGUGUGCCACGACAUGUGUCGCAACCCAGACGAGAUCUCCUGCCGCAUGCAGCUCAAGUCCGACGUGCCAAACCAGGGCUACAUCAUCCACCCAUCUCUCUUCGACGGCACCAUCCAUGCUGUUUGUGCCACGAUGUUCGAUCAGGAUCCGCCCUUCCUGAAGAUCUUUGCUGGUGUUGGUAAGGUCACCGUCGUGGCCAACGAGGCUCCGAAGGACCAGGCCGUUGUGCUCCAUCUUCGUAUCGAUGAGAAGACCGACCAGCAGCAGAUCUUCACGUGCCAGGUCUUCAGCGAGGCAGGCUCCCUGCUCUGGAAGCUGGAGGAUGUGAUCUUCCGGAAAGUCCUCCCGGAGCAGAUUCAGAAGGCCUUGGCCGCCACGAAGGCCAAGGAUGCCGUGAGCUUCUUUGAGACCAAGUGGAAGCAGCUUUCAGAGGAGGCCCUGGACCAGGGGAGUGGCCUCCUUCCCGCGAACUCCGAGGGCCGCUGGCUCUUCUACGCCGAGGCGCCGCUGCUGGAGGUCCUCAAGAAGGAUCUGGGCGAGCAACACGUGUACAUCUCGUCCAUGUCGGAGAACGGCCUUGACUACGACAACUUGACGCGCAUCGUCUACUUUCCCGCAGAAAAAGACAGCCCUCUGGACGUGCUGCACAACGGCCUCCGCCUGAUCCAAAAGGCGCUGCAGGUGGGAGAUGCGGCCCCCGAAGUCUGGUUUGUCCUCCGUGGCACUCAGGCUUUGGAGGCGUCCGUGCUGAAGGGCCAGGGCCUUCCUUUGCACGCGGGUUUGUGGGGUUUGGCCCGCUGCUUGCGCCUGGAGUCUCCGGGCUCCGUCGCUGGCUGCGUGGACCUGGGCCCUCUCGAGAAGCCCAAGCCCAAGGACAUCGUGAGCAGGCUUCGCGCCCUCACGACACGGCGCUCGGGCGAGGCUCCGGAAGUGGAGCCGGAGCUCUUGCUCCACGGGCCCGCGCCCACGUUGUUGGUGUCUCGGCUGGAAGAGACGACGGCGAAGUUCCAGGAGGUGGAUGUGGAUGCCUACAGUCUGGGCGAAGCCAGCUACGUCAUUAGCCGGGGUGGAGGCACGGGCGGGCUCGGUCUGCUUUUUGCUGCAUGGUUUGCGGAGAAGGGUGCCGGACAUCUGGCACUGCUUUCUCGCAGCGGCAAGAUCGCACAG
This is a messenger RNA of Symbiodinium necroappetens, 3759 nucleotides long. NCBI's taxonomy places the organism in Eukaryota, Dinophyceae, Suessiales, Symbiodiniaceae. The record is from the annotation of a GenBank genome assembly.